CUUGCUCAAAUUCGAUGAGUACUUUUCCCGGUUGAACUAACUCAUGAUGUAUUAUUACACUUGCACUUCCAGAACACCUUUUAUUUUCAAAGUACAUCAAAACCGUUUGUAAUUGGAGCUUACCAAAGCAUACUUCCAACAACUCCGAUUCUUUAUCAUCCUCAUCUUUCAAGUGGUACAUUGUGGCAUUAAAUGGAUCUUCAACAUCAUAAUGAUCCUGUCGUUGUUGGUUGCUGGGUGCGAGUCUGUGAAGUGGCAGUUGGUGGCAAUCAUUACCAUUAUUCCAUUUGGAAGACGUCGGCGUCUGACUGCUAUCAGACAAUUCACGAUCAGUAUUUUGUGAUGUUCGACAUUGCUGCUGUUGGUUGCCAAGUCUUGGAUCAUUUUCUUCCCUUUGCUCAAAAACGGCACAGGCUCUAUCCUUGCUACUUGACCGGCAUAGUAUAGACCUACAUCUGAAGUUGUGCAUGUGAAUGUUUGGCAUUUCUUGGCUAAAGUCUUCUAUACCAACCCCAAGUUUUCAAAUUGAUUGCUACAUUUCAUUGAGAAUUAUGGAAGAUAUAUUUACCAGAUGUUACCUGGUUUCUGGCAACCGUUCAUCAUUGGGUAACGAUCAACUUGUAGGUUAUCUUGAAAAGAAUGGUUUAAGUUUUGACAAGCUUAUUCCUAUCACUGGAAGUAAACCUUUUAUUGCAUUGGCUAUUUUGAAAGAUCAGAAAGAUUUUGACAAGUUGUCAAAGAAGAAAUAUGAAGAUUUUCACUUUGAAAAAUUUCUUACAAUUGAAACUGCAAAAUCAGACUUCUGCACCAUUGAAUUGAGUAAAGUCAUUGCUGAACUUGCGAGAAGUUUGAAUUUUCGAGAAAUAAAACAAAAAUUACAGAGAAGUUACACAAGUAGUGAUGGCAGUCAGUUGGAUUUAGGUGAAUUGACCAGUAUUAUGUCUCUGAUAUCAGAACUAACUAAAAAUGUUCAAGAAUACCUCGGAGGUGUUUAUAAUGCUGAGUUUGCAAAUAGUGAGAAUUCUUCACAAAUCGAAACAACAAUUGAUGAUUUCAUCUCACAAAGUGUUGUUGUCACAGGAUUUCCAAUAGGAACAUCUGUAGACAAGAUUAAGAUUGCUUUGCAGAAAAGGAAAGAUGGUGGUGGUGAUGUGGAAUGUAUACAUCCAGUGGGGUCACUGACAGAUAGUGCUAUUGCAAUCUUCUCAGAACGUCAUGUGGUUGAUAACUUGACAGCUAAAGGAAUAAUGAACACUGACAGGUUUCCGGAUCACCAACUUCAGAUCAAAGCUCUGACAGACUAUGGUGAUCUCGACCACCAAUAUAUACUUGUCAGAGGUUUCAAAAAAUAUGAUGACAUCGACUCGACAAAAGACAAGCUUACUAUCAAGCUUCAGACGGAGAAAAUAGGAGGAGGUGAUGUAAAUGACGUAAUGGUUGGUCAAGCUGGAGAUAUUGCUUUAGUUGAGUUUGAUGAUAACUCAG
Molecule: messenger RNA, 1485 nt
Organism: Anneissia japonica
Lineage: Eukaryota; Metazoa; Echinodermata; Crinoidea; Comatulida; Comatulidae
Exons: 8
Source: RefSeq, a predicted model, not a curated record